ACCAGCAAGCAGAAGACCCCCGCGCUGCCCAACCCUACUCCGCACCCCCACCCCCACUUCCCGCCCGCAGCCCCGCGGCGCUCACUCCGGCUGCCGUUCCCUUCCCCAAGAGAGCAGCGCCGGCGGGAAGACGCCCAGAGGCCAGCUUCUGUCCCCCUCUGUCUCUCGGUUCCUCUUUCCUCCCAAGUAAGGGAAUAAACACGAAGGAGCGCCCCGGGGAACCGCGCGCAACCAAGUGUUGCUUGGUGAGGGAGGCAAGGAUUUCCAAAUUUGCCUUGGCUGCUGGUAGCAGGAUGGGACGGGGCUGAGGAAGAGUAGAAGUCUUUUCUCACUGGCUGGAAGGUGCCCGCUACUGCUGUAGACACCUGAGUCCUCCCGAAGUCACCAUGGGCCUGCCCAUGGUGUGCCUGCGAUGAGCCAGACACCGAACUGGGCCUCAGUUUCACCCUGAUGAACACAACUUGGUCUCUGCCCCAAGCACUCACACCCAGCAGAAAUAUGAGUGAAGAACGGUGGAUGUCCCUCACUGCAGAAGAAUUCGAUCAACUCCAGAAAUAUUCUGAAUAUUCUUCCAAGAAGGUAAAGGAUGUCUUCGCUGAAUUUAAAAAGGGUAGGAGCCCCAAACAGUAUGAUCCACAAGAGCCAAUUAGCUAUGAUGUCUUCAAGUUGUUCAUGAGGUCAUACCUGGAGGUGGACCUUCCUCAGCCACUGAGCACACAUCUCUUCUUGGCCUUUAGUCAGAGGCCCCAGUGGGAUACCCCUGAUCUUCCAAAGGAAGGGGCCAGCAGCAGUGAGGCCAGUAGCCCAGAUUCCAACUUACAGAAUGCGGAUAAUGCUACCAAAGCAGAUGAGGCCUGUGCCCCUGAUACAGAAUCAAAGGUCACCGAGAAGCAAGGACCAACUAAAGACCAAGUGGUGGCUGCAGCGCCCUUGGAAAGCACCAUGGCUCGACCUUCAGACUCUGGGCCCCCCAUAGUGUACCUGAAGGAUGUUGUGUGCUACCUGACCCUGCUGGAGUCAGGGAGACCUCAGGAUAAGCUAGAAUACAUAUUUCAUCUCUAUGAUUCGUAUGAGAAAGGCCUCCUGGACCAAGCGGAGCUGGAUCGUAUCAUCAACCAAAUGCUGCACAUUGCCCAAUAUCUGGAGUGGGACCCCACGGAGCUAAGGCCUAUCCUGAAGGAGAUGCUGCAAGGGAUGGACUAUGACCAGGACGGCUCUGUGUCCCUGGAGGAGUGGGUGCACGGGGGGAUGACCACCAUCCCACUGCUGGUUCUCCUGGGCAUGGAUGACACUGGAUCCAAGGGAGAUGGGAGACAUUCCUGGACCAUGAAGCAUUUCAAGAAGCCAACCUACUGCAACUUCUGCCACGUCAUGCUGAUGGGCGUUCGGAAGCAAGGCCUGUGCUGCAUUUACUGUAAAUACACUGUCCAUGAACGCUGUGUAUCCAAAAACAUUCCUGGAUGUGUCAAAACAUUCUCAAAACCCAAAAAGGGCAACGAGGUGAUGCAGCACGCGUGGGUGGAAGGGAACUCCUCCGUCAAGUGUGACCGGUGCCAUAAAAGUAUCAAGUGCUACCAGAGUGUCACUGCGCGGCACUGCGUGUGGUGCCGGAUGACGUUUCACCGCAAAUGUGAAUUGUCAACAUUGUGUGAUGGUGGGGAGCUCAGAGACCAUAUUCUACUGCCCACCUCCAUAUGCCCCAUCACCCGGGACAAGCAAGGCGGGAAGUCUGAUGGCAGCGGGACAAGCAAGGGAGAACUUGUCAUGCAGUAUAAGAUCAUCCCUACCCCAGGUACCCAUCCCCUGCUGGUCUUGGUGAACCCCAAGAGUGGAGGGAGACAAGGAGAAAGGAUUCUUCGGAAGUUCCACUACCUGCUCAACCCCAAACAAGUUUUCAACCUGGACAACGGGGGCCCUACUCCAGGGUUGAACUUCUUCCGUGAUACUCCAGACUUCCGUGUUUUGGCCUGUGGAGGAGAUGGAACAGUUGGCUGGAUUUUGGAUUGCAUUGAUAAAGCCAACUUCACAAAGCACCCACCGGUGGCUGUCCUGCCUCUCGGAACAGGAAAUGACCUGGCCCGCUGUCUCCGCUGGGGAGGAGGUUACGAAGGGGGCAGCCUGACUAAAAUCCUGAAGGAGAUCGAGCAGAGCCCCUUGAUGAUGCUGGACCGCUGGCAUCUAGAAGUCCUCCCCAGAGAGGAAGUGGAGAACGGGGACCAGGUCCCAUACAGCAUCAUGAACAACUAUUUCUCCAUUGGCGUGGAUGCUUCCAUUGCACACAGAUUCCACGUGAUGAGAGAGAAACACCCUGAAAAAUUCAACAGCAGGAUGAAGAACAAGCUGUGGUACUUUGAAUUUGGCACCUCUGAGACCUUUGCAGCCACCUGCAAGAAACUCCACGACCACAUCGAGUUGGAGUGUGAUGGGGUUGGGGUGGACCUGAGCAACAUCUUCCUUGAAGGCAUUGCCAUUCUCAACAUUCCCAGCAUGUAUGGCGGCACCAAUCUCUGGGGAGAAACCAAGAAGAACCGGACUGUAAUCCGGGAAAGCAGGAAGGUCGUCACUGACCCCAAGGAACUCAAAUUCUGCGUCCAAGACCUCGGUGACCAACUCCUUGAAGUGGUGGGGCUAGAGGGAGCCAUGGAGAUGGGGCAGAUCUACACUGGUCUGAAAAGUGCAGGCAGGAGGCUGGCCCAGUGCUCCUCUGUCACCGUCAGGACGAACAAGCUGCUCCCCAUGCAAGUGGAUGGAGAGCCAUGGAUGCAGCCACCUUGCACGAUUAAAAUUACUCACAAGAACCAAGCGCCCAUGAUGAUGGGGCCUCCCCAGAAGAGCAGCUUCUUUUCUCUGAGAAGGAAGAGCCGUUCAAAAGACUAAACAAUGUACAUAAUGCCAGUUGCACUAAGAGAGAAAACAAGAAAUUGUAACACACACACAUGCACACACACAUACACACACACAUGAACACAUGUCAAACAUACACACUUCUCUAACCAGUGGAAGCAAAGCCACCCUUCAGGAAGAAACCUUCACCUUGCCAUUCAUUUUAUUUCAACAGUGGAAGCAUCCCAACCGCACCAGGGCCCACCAGAGUGUGGUGGGCCCAUGCAACAACCGCCACCAUCCCAGAAGGCCGUGAGUGGGACUUUCUGAGACUGAAAGAAAAUCUUUCUUUCUACCAGUCCUGCAAGUUUCUUCAUGGACACUCAAGGAGCAGGUUGCAGGUUUCCUGCCUACUGUGAGAUCGGAUGUGGCCAACGGAAAAGACUCCUGUUGUAGAGAGCUUGCACAAAGGUCUCUCUGUGCAGAGACAAAAUGCCUCCAACACUCAGAGAGUAGUCCUUGCUGGGCUCUGCAGGCACACGUGGUUCCUAGGUUGCCCUUCGAGCAACAGCUUCUUCUUGAACUUGCUGAGGAGGCAGAAAGGCUGUGGAAAGCGGUGUUUCCAUUCCUGGUUCUCUGCGCUGUCAGUGGGCACUUGUUAUUUUCCCAAAGCCUUCUCCUGGUGGCUGUGUGUUUGUUUAGAAAUGGCUCCAAGAGCCCCCAGAGCUGCCUGCAAGGCACACCUUAGAUGUGGUAUUUAUUUUCUUAGUUCUGUGAACACCUGGGAGGGAAAGCAGAGAAACUGGGAUUUAUUUUUCAAAUUGGUGUCAUAAUAUUGUGUAAAAAGGAAAGAAAAAAAACCACCCCCAGCUUCUUUCUUUUUCAAGCCAAAGUGUGUUUCCUGUUUGAGUUCCAAGCCCUGGUGACAGACUAUUCCUGAAGGCAGAAAAGAUGGGAGGGAAGGGCCUCUGGCUGAGGAGACCAGGAGACAAACCAUCAGGCACUUCUCUCCUGCCUCUGCAUCCACUACUCCCAGAAUAUGAUCUGAAGACCCUUGUGAUGGUCUGUGUAUGUGUAUAUAUAUGUAGCAUAUAUAUUUAUAUAGAUAUAAAUAUUUAUUUACCGAUGGACUUUUCCUGAUUGGGGAAAAAAAAAGAUGUAGUUAUAGGAACAGAAGAACGUUCUUAUCCCCCACACCCCACCAUUUCCCCAUAGUGAUCCAAUUCUGGAGCCUCAACACAAGUAUGAAAGAUGUGCUGGGCAGGAAUUACUUUCCCUUUUGUCAGAUAAGGAAACUAAGUCUUGGAAAAGUUAAGUGACUUGUUGUCUUGGUUCAUGUGGUUUGGAAUAGGUGCCACUGAGAAGAUAAUGAACAGAGGCAAGAAUCUACACAUCUUGGAAUAGAUGGUCAUUUCUGGCCCCUAAGAAAGAUUGUGUUUGGAUGUAAGGAUGGGACAGACUCACACAAGAGAAUAAGGGCCUCCUCGUACUUCCCAGAGGUCUCUCUGGCCUGAGAAGUUGGCCAGUGUUGAAGACAUUAGACAGAUCAUCAGAUUUAACUCUCCACCUGUCACCUCAUCAUAGUCGCCGUAGUGUCUUAUUCUGGAAACACCCGUGGCUUCAGGGAUACCUCAGUGGGAGUCACAGGAGGACUCAGGCACUUUCUACAAGGUGCUGCCACUCGGUAGCCAGAAAGGCCUCGGACAGAAUUCACUGGGCUUCACUCAGCUGGUGCCUGUGUGACCCUUCUUUCCCCAGGGCCAGCAUAUGUCAUUUCAUUGGUAAAAAGAAACAUCUGCCUCUGCAUCUUUACUUCCUCAGGCCUCCAUCCCCUUCUGAGAUUUCUCAAGAGGAAACCUGGGCCUAUUCGACGCAGCUCCACAGAGCUGCUUCUAAUCUCCUUGAACUAGCUCAGGAGCUUUGGACAAGGAAGGGAAAAUUAAGAUUGUAUGCAAAAUUGAUCCAACUCUGACAGAAGCAAUCAUCUAGGACCACCUAGGAUGGAGAGCUAGAAUCAUCCAGCUCGACCUAAAAGCAAAGAACACUGGCCAGGGACAAACCAGGCCACCUGAAGAACAUCCUUACCGAUGGGAUCCUCGGUGAUGGCACCAACAAGCUCCAGAGUGACAACAGAUGACAAGGUACCACAGACCCAACUAAAGAGAAGAGGGUCAUAUAGCAAGUUGAUGAUUCAACUUACCACAAUUGCCCUCUUCUAUAGAAUGAUGCCUCUGUACCAUCAUCCUCAACGCUCGGUAGAUAUGUCAAAGAAAGUGCCACCAUUGACAAGAAGCCAUAAUUCCAAGAUGCUCUCUGUGAAGGGGGUUCUGAUGGAUGCUUUUCUCUUUCUGCAGGAAAAAAGUAAGAUCCUUCUCUCUUGGAAAAGUCUGGCAAGUGUUCCUUAGUGGCUGCUGUGGAAGGGAGCUAGAUGCCAUGUCCAUGAUGGGGUGAGGGGUGCAACUCUGCCUGGACUUGCCCGUUAGCCUCCCAGGACCUCUCUUUCUCCAUCUAGCAAACAAGAGGGCUUUAAAGACCUUCCCUCUUCUUGAUCUUGCCUUCACAUGGUGUAAACGUGGCCAUAGGAGAGGAGGCAAGAUCCCUUUUCCAUGGAUCUUCCAUCAACCUCAAGACUUCUCCCAGUCUUGUUGACCAGCCAAGAAUCUACCUGUUUUCUCUCUUGAGGAUUGAUCAUGUUCAGAAAUAAGUUGGGGGCAGGGGGAGAUAUAAAGAAGAAAACCCUUUGAUAAGACCUCCCAGACAUUCACACACACACAUACGCACAUAUACAGACAAGCAUAUUCAAUCCUUGAAGUGUUAAGCACUUUCUCUUUUGUGUAUCAAGCCUAUUUUGCCCUUUCUAAUCGCCAGUGAGUUUGGAAAGAAUUCAGUCUCUCCAAUGGAAAAGCACUGCUUCCUCCUAGGGAACUUAGCUAAACCUUCUGUUGGGGGAGACCCUGGGCCCAGGUUGAAGCUAAAGGUCAUAAUACUCCUCAGCUGCACCCCAUCAAUGCAGAUUCAGCAGACUCGGAGGCAGUGGUGCCAGGGUCCAGAUCCUCCCCUCCUUGCUUGUCCACCUCCACUGCCUCCUCUCCCCCUAGGUCUGUUGUUUUGAAAUGGCAGUUGCCUGCUCCAGCCUGCCUGUCUGCCUGCAUAGAGUGGUGUGGACUUGUUCUGUAAUGUACUGUGUGUGUACGUGUGUCCUGACUCUGUGGUUUACUGCAAAUAAAAAUGGCAGUUGAUGACUGA
This is a messenger RNA of Condylura cristata (star-nosed mole), 6069 nucleotides long. RefSeq names its product diacylglycerol kinase, gamma 90kDa (gene DGKG). The coding region runs from base 451 to 2877 and encodes 808 amino acids. Gene Ontology annotation, cellular component: plasma membrane. Gene Ontology annotation, biological process: lipid phosphorylation; diacylglycerol metabolic process; intracellular signal transduction. Gene Ontology annotation, molecular function: calcium ion binding; ATP-dependent diacylglycerol kinase activity. The transcript has 26 exons. NCBI's taxonomy places the organism in Eukaryota, Metazoa, Chordata, Mammalia, Eulipotyphla, Talpidae. The record is from RefSeq and is a predicted model, not a curated record.